Chaetura pelagica (chimney swift) is the source of this 753-nucleotide messenger RNA. RefSeq names its product epilepsy, progressive myoclonus type 2A, Lafora disease (laforin) (gene EPM2A). The transcript has 4 exons. Gene Ontology annotation, biological process: protein dephosphorylation. Gene Ontology annotation, molecular function: protein tyrosine/serine/threonine phosphatase activity; carbohydrate phosphatase activity; protein tyrosine phosphatase activity. NCBI's taxonomy places the organism in Eukaryota, Metazoa, Chordata, Aves, Apodiformes, Apodidae. The coding region runs from base 1 to 753 and encodes 250 amino acids. Gene Ontology annotation, cellular component: cytoplasm; nucleus. The record is from RefSeq and is a predicted model, not a curated record.
AUGACAGAAGGGCAUGCACUGCAAGCAGCAGCAGUUGGAAAUAGGAAGGUGGGAGGUAAUGGUCCCCAUCAUGAUCGAAGUUGUGUUUACAACCAGAGUAACAUAGUAGAUGGAGUUUACUGCCUCCCAAUAGCACACUGGAUUGAAGUAUCUGGACAUACUGAUGAGAUGAAACAUACAACUGACUUCUAUUUUAAUAUUGCAGGACAUCAAGCUAUGCAUUACUCCAGAAUACUGACAAACAUCUGGCUGGGAAGUUGCCCUCGGCAGCUGGAGCAUGUGACUGUCAAGCUGAAGCACGAGCUGGGUGUUACGGCUGUGAUGAACUUCCAGACUGAAUCAGACAUUGUUCAAAAUUCCUGGGGUUGCAACCGCUACCCGGAACCCAUGAGUCCCGAGAUCCUCAUGAAACUGUAUAAAGAGGAAGGUCUUGCUUAUGUCUGGAUGCCAACCCCAGACAUGAGCACUGAAGGAAGAAUACAGAUGUUGCCACAAGCUGUCUGCCUCUUGCACGGGCUACUGGAGAAUGGACACACUGUCUAUGUUCAUUGCAACGCUGGUGUUGGCAGGUCUACAGCUGCUGUCAGUGGCUGGCUGAAGUACGUGAUGGGAUGGAGCCUGCGCAAAGUGCAGUACUUUUUGGUUUCCCGGAGACCAGCCGUCUACAUUGACGAGGAAGCUUUGAACCGUGCUGAAGAUGAUUUCUACCAGAAAUUUGGCCAUCUUCGUUCCUCAUUCAAAGUGCAGGAGUAG